Molecule: messenger RNA, 907 nt
Organism: Prosopis cineraria
Lineage: Eukaryota; Viridiplantae; Streptophyta; Magnoliopsida; Fabales; Fabaceae
Product: blue copper protein-like
Exons: 2
Coding region: 59-694 (211 amino acids)
Cellular component (GO): plasma membrane
Molecular function (GO): electron transfer activity
Source: RefSeq, a predicted model, not a curated record
UGGCGGGCUUCCCGCACACCUAAUAGUCGUCUCAGUAUUGUUGAAAAUUGGCUUCGCCAUGACGGAUUGUUCACUUACUCUUCUUUCUGUACUUUCCUUUGCUUUCUCUUCUUCCAGAUCGUUGAAUAUGGCUAUGCCCAACUUCACACAAGCAUUUCUUUUUUCUCUGCUUGUAAUCUCUGCAACGGCAGUGGUUGCCGGAGCCGCCAAUGUCCACCACGUCGUUGGAGGAGACCGCGGAUGGGACCCAUCUUCUGACCUCUCGGCCUGGUCUUCAGCUAGAACCUUCAGAGUCGGCGACGAAAUCUGGUUCUCCUACUCCGCGACGGAGGGUGUAAUUGCGGAGGUGAAAAGCAAGGAAGAAUACGAGUCGUGCGAUUCGGGAAACCCCAUUAACAUGUAUACGGACGGUCUACAUGCGAUCCCGCUGGAGAAAGAAGGGAUCAGGUACUUCCUCAGCACUGAGCCCCAGCACUGCAAUAAUGGCCUCAAGCUCCAUGUACAGGUUCAGCCCAUGAUGAACCCUUCGUCGUCGUCGUCUUCUUCUUCUGCAGAAUUUGAUGCCGUUGCUGCUACAAAAGUUGGAGCUGAAGGGCCAUCUACACCUUCUGCUUCACCCCCUCAUAAUAGGGUCUCCCCUAUUUCCAUCACGAUUCUCAUGUUUUGCGUCUCCAUCAUGUUUCAUUGUGCUUAAGCACAGGGAUAUUUCAUUUGGUUCUUUUAUUAAGAAUCAACAAGGCUUUCAAUCUAGUAUGACGUCGUUCUGGGAUAUAAGAUAUGUUGUAUGCAUAUGUUAAACUUGGGGGAUUUGGUCCUGGUUAUUAUGUUCCUCUGGGCAAAUGAUAAGUUGCCAAGCUCUGCAUUUUAUGAAUGUGAUUUGUGAAAUUAGAUGUUUAUGUUUCUAUUA